This is a messenger RNA of Lineus longissimus, 984 nucleotides long. RefSeq lists its product as uncharacterized. The record is from RefSeq and is a predicted model, not a curated record. The transcript has a single exon. Bases 1 to 984 code for a protein of 327 amino acids. NCBI's taxonomy places the organism in Eukaryota, Metazoa, Nemertea, Pilidiophora, Heteronemertea, Lineidae.
AUGUACGGCUAUCGAUCGUAUCUCGAGUCCACCCUCUCGUUCUCGAAGGCAGCAAAAAGUGACCAGCUCCAAAUUGGUGGCUAUAACAAGGACACAGCGAACCCCGAUCUACAGGGUAAUACAUGUACCGUGAAAACAGGAACAAGUGCAAACAAAGGCGCCAAUGCUCGCUUUAAGUGGACAAAAGGCAGUAAAACGGUAGAAUGCCUGGGGCAGAUUCACAACGAACUCUUUGCGCAGAAAAAAGUGAUUCUGAGUCAAGUAAAACUGACGGUAAGAUUGGUGAGACAAGACCCCAGUUUUGUCUUAAUGGCAAAGGAUAACACACAGGAGUACACGAUUAGUUUGGAGGAAGCAAUUCUGAAAAUCAAUAUCAAAACUAUUGCCGAACAUGUUCGCCUUAGCCAUGAGGAACGUCUUUUGCAAGGACCCGCCAAAUAUCCCGUAACAUCGGUUCAAAUGAAGUUUUAUACACGUGGCGCCAACCGUUCGGAUUUGUCAGAAAAUAACUUGUUACAGGGUCGUUUACCGGGAAGAGUCGUCGUAGGAUUGGUGGAGUCCGACGCUUUCAACGGAACGCUGAACAAGAACCCGUUCAACUUUCAACACUUCAAUGUGUCGAGUAUUACGUUGCGACAAAAGCGAACGCCAGUACCGUUUGAAACGAUCAAACUCGAUUACGGCAACGAUCAGUUCCUACCCGGUUACUUCACGGUAUUACACGGAACUAACGUUUGGGGAACUGGCCAGGGAAUAGCUAUAAACGCGAACGAGGAUUAUCCGAAAGGAUACGCUCUCUACGUCUUCAACCUGUUAGCAGAUGAUUCAAACGGUUCCAAUUUCAACUUGGUACGUGAAGGAAACAUAAGUCUUGACAUUCGCUUGAAAGAACCAGCCGAUAAGAGUAUAACUAUUGUAGUUUAUAUGGAAUUCGACGCCAUUGUGGAAAUUGACAACAAUCGCACAGUCACCUUCAAUGAAUAA